AUUCGUGUUUCAUCGAAGUCAGCGCCGACGCGCGUAACACGCCGGCUUUUGCAUUGUCCAGUUCGCCACUGCCGCCACUGCCGGGUAGGUAUAAGAGCUUGGCUGCAGCGGCGACGAACCUCAGCACUCCCUGUGCCCUUGACUCAGUUGCCUACCCGGAUACCUGACCAGUCCUCGCAAUGUCUCACCCCGAAGUCCUUGGUGUCGUUGUUCUCGCCCGCAAUGGCGACCGUACGGAAGCGUACCAGGAUCCCAUCACGUACCAGCCGGGCCCGACGCUGAGCACGCCGCUUGGCGAGGUUCAAUCACAUCAGCUGGGCGUGUACCUGCGUAACCUUUACCUCAACGCGGAGAACCCUUCGCACAUCCGGGGCAUUAGGACCGACCUGAUCGACCUCGCUCAGGUGCACGUCCGUGUCAAGGUAGGCGCAGAGGGCCCCUCGGUCUUCGACUCCGCGACGGCGCUUCUUCAAGGGCUGUUUCCGCCUACUCUUGCGAACAAGGAGUUCCUUGCGAACGAGACGGAGGUGAUCGCUCCUCUCGGUGGUUACCAAUAUGUUCCAGUUGAAACCGUGGAGCCUAGUAAUGACCGCUCUCUAGAAAGCUGGACUGACUGCCCAGCUUUUGAAGAGCACGUCAAAAAGGUGCAUGGCUCCUCUGAGUUCAAGGAGAUGGCAAAGGGCGCGUCUCGCUACUUCAGCGACGUCCGCGAUUUCAUCUUCGGCAGGCCGGCCACCAUGGAGAAUGCGUACAACAUGUGGGACUACAUCUCUACUGAGCUCGUCCACAACCGCACGUAUGCCCACCGUCUGCCCCCGACCUUCGUUGAACAGGCCCGUGGUCUGGCUGACUUCCGCGAGAACCUGGUCUUCUCUGACGCCGACAUGGCUGGCAUUGGAAACAUUGCUGGCCGCGCCGCUCUGAGCAGCAUUGUCGAUGCCCUACAGCGCGUCGCCUUCAAUGGCGACCCGCUGCAGUUCAUGCUCAUUCAGACCACUUACCAGCCGUUCCUCUCGAUCUUCCAUAUGACCGACAUCGUGAAAUCGCACCCCGAGCUGGCCGCCAUCCCGGACUUCGCAUCUGCCUUCGCCAUUGAGUUGCGCCGUGCUCGUGCGCCUGAUGUCCGAGACUUCCUCCGCUUCAAGUUCAAGAACGGCACGUCGGAGGACUUCGAGACUGUCCGCGUCUUCGGUCACGAGGAGGACAUCCCUCUCACCGAGUUCAUCUACCGUCUCGAGAACUCUUUGAUCAGCAGCAACCGCGAGUGGGCUAGGGCAUGCAGCACCGGCUCGACGUGGGCUACUCUGCCUGGCGUGAACGCCCAGAGCAGCCCUGUCCUCGAUGUGUGCUGGGGUGUCAUCAUGGCGUUCAUCAUGAUGCUCGGCUUCUGGUUGGUGUCGAAGGGCGUGAAGAACAUGAGGCGUCGCGGUUACGUGCGCCUUCAAGGAGAGGAGGAAUUGCAUGGCGCGCAAGUGAGCGAGAAGAGCCACAUGAUUCACAGGGGGGCUUGAAUGGUAGUCGGGUGACUUCGCCGUCUUUCUGCUGUCUUCGCUCCAAGGACUCGAGCACAUUUCACUUGUUAUCAACGGCUC
Rhodofomes roseus is the source of this 1592-nucleotide messenger RNA. RefSeq names its product phosphoglycerate mutase-like protein. Gene Ontology annotation, molecular function: phosphatase activity. The record is from RefSeq and is a predicted model, not a curated record. The transcript is spliced from 10 exons. The coding region runs from base 180 to 1511 and encodes 443 amino acids. NCBI's taxonomy places the organism in Eukaryota, Fungi, Basidiomycota, Agaricomycetes, Polyporales, Fomitopsidaceae. Gene Ontology annotation, biological process: dephosphorylation.